Messenger RNA from Struthio camelus australis, 565 nucleotides. Lineage: Eukaryota; Metazoa; Chordata; Aves; Struthioniformes; Struthionidae. The record is from RefSeq and is a predicted model, not a curated record.
CUCUACUGCCUAUCUCCUGUUUAGAUGUUGAUGCCCAAGAAGAACCGAAUUGCCAUCUACGAACUCCUUUUUAAGGAGGGAGUGAUGGUAGCCAAGAAGGAUGUCCACAUGCCCAAGCAUCCCGAGCUAGUAGACAAGAAUGUGCCCAAUCUCCAUGUCAUGAAAGCCAUGCAGUCUCUGAAAUCCCGUGGUUAUGUGAAAGAACAGUUUGCGUGGAGGCAUUUCUACUGGUACCUGACCAACGAGGGCAUCCAGUACUUGCGCGACUACCUUCACCUUCCCCCUGAGAUUGUGCCUGCAACCUUGCGCCGCAGUCGCCCCGAAACUGGCAGACCACGGCCCAAAGGUCUGGAAGGUGAACGCCCUGCUCGUCUUACUCGGGGAGAAGCUGACAGGGAUACUUACAGACGCAGUGCCGUUCCGCCUGGUGCUGACAAGAAGGCUGAGGCUGGUGCUGGAGCAGCUACUGAAUUCCAGUUUAGAGGUGGAUUUGGUCGUGGACGUGGUCAGCCUCCUCAGUAGAGCUGCUUAUGUUUUGUGUAUAAUAAAAUAGGUGAAAAUGUCA